Messenger RNA from Pristis pectinata (smalltooth sawfish), 3559 nucleotides. RefSeq names its product potassium voltage-gated channel subfamily A regulatory beta subunit 1a (gene kcnab1a). The coding region runs from base 315 to 1514 and encodes 399 amino acids. Gene Ontology annotation, cellular component: cytoplasm; extrinsic component of cytoplasmic side of plasma membrane; membrane. Lineage: Eukaryota; Metazoa; Chordata; Chondrichthyes; Rhinopristiformes; Pristidae. Gene Ontology annotation, molecular function: voltage-gated potassium channel activity; transmembrane transporter binding; potassium channel regulator activity. The record is from RefSeq and is a predicted model, not a curated record. The transcript has 14 exons. Gene Ontology annotation, biological process: transmembrane transport; potassium ion transport; negative regulation of delayed rectifier potassium channel activity.
UUUACACUGCAGAACAUCAAAGUGCUGAGUUUUUCUUCCCCAAAGAGUUAAAUCACUGCAGGGUUGACGAAGAGACUGUAAUUGGGGGAGUACAGCUUAAUGUGUAAAGAGCCUUGAAUGUUCUCCGUGGUUAGUCGUUGACCUGCAUCAUUCCUUGGCAUUUCCCCGGACCGAAGAGCAUCAAAGUACUUGUGAUGCAAUGUUUCGCUGAUACCUCCCCGGAUUAAACCAACAGCUCUGUUUGCAAGUAUUGCAAGGCAGCUGGUUUGUUGAUUUGAGGUUAGCAUUUUGAUUCGGGCUCCAUUAACCAAACAAUGCAAGUCUCAAUUGCUUGCACCGAUCAUAAUUUGAAGGCACGGAAUAACGAGGAGAGGCACAAGCAGAACUCCAGCAGCCCGAAAUUAGGCAAUGGGGCCCGUGCGAAAUUUCGGACGGUUGCUAUCAUUGCCCGAAGUCUGGGGCACUUCAUACCCCAACACCACAUGUCUUUGAAGGAAUCAACAGCAAAGCAGACGGGGAUGAAAUAUAGGAAUCUGGGAAAAUCAGGACUUCGAGUAUCUUGUCUGGGACUUGGAACCUGGGUAACAUUUGGAGGUCAGAUAUCUGAUGAGGUGGCUGAGGAACUUAUGACAAUUGCUUAUGAACAUGGAAUAAAUCUAUUUGAUACAGCAGAGGUGUACGCAGCUGGCAAGGCAGAGAUCAUACUUGGAAAUAUUAUCAAGAAAAAAGGCUGGAGACGAUCAAGCCUGGUGAUAACAACGAAGCUCUACUGGGGAGGAAAGGCUGAGACUGAAAGAGGUCUUUCUCGAAAACAUAUUAUCGAAGGUUUAAAGGCUUCUCUGCAGAGAAUGCAACUCGAGUAUGUUGAUGUUGUAUUUGCUAAUCGACCAGACACCAACACUCCAAUGGAAGAGAUUGUCCGGGCGAUGACAUAUGUGAUAAACCAAGGAAUGGCCAUGUACUGGGGUACAUCCCGUUGGAGUGCCAUGGAGAUUAUGGAGGCCUAUUCCGUGGCAAGACAAUUUAAUUUGAUCCCCCCAGUCUGUGAACAAGCAGAAUAUCAUAUUUUUCAGAGAGAAAAGAUUGAGGUCCAACUCCCUGAGCUUUAUCACAAAAUUGGAGUUGGGGCAAUGACUUGGUCUCCACUUGCCUGUGGAAUCAUUAGUGGGAAGUAUGAUAUUGGAGUACCCGAUAGUUCACGGGCUUCUUUAAAGUGUUACCAGUGGUUGAAGGACAAAAUUAUCAGUGAGGAAGGAAGGAGACAGCAGGCUAAACUGAAGGACCUCACUCCGAUUGUGGAGCGACUGAGCUGCACACUGCCCCAGUUAGCAAUAGCUUGGUGUCUGCGCACAGAAGGUGUCAGUUCAGUACUCCUCGGAGCCUCCAAUGCAGAACAGCUUACAGAAAACCUAGGUGCCAUACAGGUGCUCUCAAAGAUGACAACACAGACCGUGACUGAGAUUGAUAACAUACUUGGCAACAAACCAUACAGCAAGAAGGACUACAGGUCCUAACUUAAAGAAGCAUGACAUUGACUGGGAAUGCAUGAUGAAAGUGGUACUCUUUACUUGCUGAACCACUGUCUGGUUAACAUGAAUCUAAAGCUGUUUCCUGCUGAAUUCCCACAGGUGCAUGCCAAUGCCAUGAGAGUGUGUGUUUUUAUCCGAAGCACAUCCCUAGGUUAUUAAGGUGGUUUCUGAAGUUUAUUACUCAGCAAAACUGAGCUCUACUUUUAUCUCUUUGCAUUAUGAAAAAAAAUUACAUCAUGCAAGUCCACAGCUUGUGUAUCUUUGAACUAUUAAUUCCAGUAAGGUUUAAACAAGUAUUCUUUUCCUCCCAUCUAAACCUCAUCCUGCAUAUUGCUGAUCAUAUACAUUUCCUGGCUUGCAUUUAGCUGGAACUUUUGUGAUUUUCUUAGAACAAGAGUCCAAGUGUGCUUACAUCAAUUAAUUGACACCCAGUGAUGGAUGUUGCAUAUCUUAUGCUUGUUUUAACUUGUUCUUGAUUGGGUACCAUCUGCAAUGGUCAAAGCUUAACUUGCACUGUAACUAUAUUGCAUUCACUUGUGGUAAACUACAUUGAAUUUCUUGACCAAACUUUUGGAUACCUUGUUCAGAAUGGAAGUUUAUUUAAGGAAACUCCACAAAAAAUCUUAUAUAAAUGUCUAGUUUUUAAUGCUUUCAUUGAAAUGGGGGGGAGAGAGAGAGAAAAGGAAACAGAAGUUAAAAGCAAAUGUAUAUUGACUGACUGUGAUACUAGUGUCCUCAGGAAAGUUGAACUGGGGCCUUGAGCUUUACUAUGCCUGUCAGAUAUGAACGAGAGAUGUAUUACAAUAUUUGAAAGAAGUACUGUCAGGAGGCACAAGACAUUGCAUAUUUGAGAGCAGAAAGUUAACAUUAUUUGGAUAAGGUGAGUGGGCAGGGUAAAAGUGCCAAGUUACACACAAUGGAUUCAAGAAAGACAAAUCAAAAGGUGCAAGUACACUAUUCAUUUUUUUAAAAAAGCUAAUAAAGGAGGUAGAAAAUAUACUUAGAAGGCCUUCAUAGUGAGAGGGGUUGAAGUACAUGGCCUAAGACUGACUAAGUCAUGUUCAGUUUUGGCAAUGCACCUUGGGAAGUAUAUUUGGCCCUGAGUGGAUUCCAUGCAAUUUUCUUUGCUGGCAAAGUUCUUAAAAAUAGAGCUAAGCAAUCAGUACUGAUUCUAUCCUCAAAGGCUGUGGAUACUUAAGUUAAUGUUUUUUCAGAAUCAAUCCAGAAGGAUCUAGCCAAGGUAAAACGCCAUCCAAAUCUAGAGGUAUAAAUCAGCCAUGAUAUAAGUGAAUGGUAAGACAAGAUUAAGGGGUUAAAUAACCCACCCCCCCCCCCUUCCCCAUUCAUAUAUUAGAACAAUCUAAUAUAAAUCCAGUUAAUUAAAACCUUUGAAACUUGUAAUAAGAGUCCAUGUUAGUUUCCCAUGCAGAAAACACCUGACAUUACUUAAAACCGGCACAGCUGCAGUGUGAACUACUAUGUGAAUCAAAGUAGUUUAAUUUGGGGAUGAUGAUCAGUAUGUUCAUCCUCACUUGCUUUGAAACAACACAAAACAUAUCUGAGUACUAUGCACUCUAGCUAAUUAACAGAUUUCAUUUAAAGUUCAUAUAUUUGUAGUUUGAUGCUUACAAAAUGAUUUGCAGCGGAUUAAAAUUUGUAUAUACAAAGAGAAAAGCUUGAUUAGGUACAGGUGUACUAUCAGCUAAUUGGUUCCAUUACUAUGCUUUCAUGUUUCUUUUGUUGUUGAUUUGUUGCAUUAUACACUGAAAUCCAGUAGAUUUAUAAUAGCAAUCUAAUUGAUUGCCAAGAGUUAUUAGAUGAUAUUGCAUAUCCUUGGGCUUUAAUUUGGGUUAUGCUAUACACUGUAGCUAUUGCCUGUGUUCUUUAAGGGUGCAACAUCUCAGGAAUAAAUGCUUCAAUUUUUUCUGUUCAAUGGUUUUCAAACAAAGUAGAAGUAAAUUUUAUUGGAAUGUAUUAUUAUUUGUGCAUGACAGCAUCCAGUCCAGACAAAUAAAAAAAAAUUGAACUUA